CUCUCUAUCUCUCUCUCUCUCCUACUACUUUCUCUCUCUAAAUCUACCUGUGCGUGUAUGUGUAUGUGUAUGUGUAUGUGUAUGUGUAUGUGUAUAUGUACAUUUUCGAUGUCAUCGAAGUUGCUUUCAAGAUCACACUGAUUAUCUGCGUGUGAGCUUGGGAGCGUGCUUGGACCAAACCAGUGGCACUGCAAAAUGGGUGGGAAUGCCUCUGGGGAAGAGAGUGACAACAUUGAUUGGGAUACUGAAGAUGAACUAGAAAUUCAGAAUUUUCCUUUGUCUUCGUGUUCAACUUUGACAAAUCCUGGUGGAGAAGCUAUUGUAUGUGCUGGAGAGGCGAGCUUCUCGGCAAGUCCUUCCCACUCCAAGUUGAUUCAUCAUUUUGUAGGAAUGGGUUUUCCUGAGAAACUGGUUGCAAAAGCCAUUGAGGAAAAUGGAGAAGGAAAUACGGAAUCAAUCCUAGAAACUUUGCUUACAUAUUCUGCUCUUGAAAACUCUCCGCCACAACAGAAACCUGUUAUUGAUUCUGAUCACAGCUCUUCGGAUUAUUAUGAGAACUUUCUAGAUGAGAUCUCCGAUUCAGAUAGUUGGUCUGAAGAUGAGGAAAAUACGGAGUCUUUGUCUGAUAAGGAGAAGACCUUGUUAUCCCUAGCAAAGAUGGGGUAUACGGUGGAAGAGGCGUCAAUAGCUAUGGAUAGAUGUGGUGCAUAUUUGAUAAUAUGUCCAGAUGCCUCAAUUGAUGAAAUAACAGAUUUUUUAUGUGCUGCUCAAAUGGCAAAGGCAGCAGAUUAUCUACUACCUGAUGAUGAGCCGAAGCCAAAGAGGAAAUUUUUUGAGAGAGAAUUGUGGAAAAGGAAAAAGCAAAGGAGGUAUGAGAAGAGGAUGAUGAGUGAGGAUAGUGAGACUAUUCGUCUUCCAAAACCAAUGAUUGGCUUUGGAGUUCCUAUGGAAUCAUCUCAAACAUUUCAUAGAACCCUUCCAGAGGCAGCCAUGGGGCCUCCCUACUUCUAUUAUGAGAAUGUGGCACUAGCUCCAAAAGGAGUUUGGGACACCAUCAAAAGAUUUUUAUAUGAUGUCGAACCUGAGUUUGUCGACUCGAAGUAUUUCUGCGCAGCUGCAAGGAAAAGAGGUUAUGUCCACAAUCUUCCAAUCGACAAUAGGUUUCCUCUUCUUCCGCUACCUCCUCUCACCAUUCAUGAAGCAUUGCCAUUAACAAGGAAAUGGUGGCCAUCGUGGGAUACACGAACAAAGUUAAAUUGCCUACAGACUUGCAUAGGAAGUGCAAAACUGACGGACAGGAUUCGCAAAGCUCUUGAAGAUUGGGAUGGUGAGCCACCUUUGCGCGUGCAAAAAUAUGUUCUUGAUGAAUGUCGAAAGUGGAAUCUAGUUUGGGUUGGCAGGAACAAACUUGCACCGCUUGAGGCUGAUGAAGUGGAAAUGUUAUUGGGGUUCCCAAGGAACCAUACAAGAGGAGGUGGUAUAAGUAGGACCGACAGAUACAAAUCACUUGGUAAUUCAUUUCAGAUUGAUACAGUGGCCUAUCACCUCUCUGUCUUAAAGGAUUUAUACCCUGGAGGUAUAAACCUUUUAUCGCUUUUCUCUGGGAUAGGUGGUGCGGAAGUUUCCCUUCAUCGGCUCGGCAUCCCCUUAAAAACAGUUGUGUCUGUCGAGAUUUCCGAAGUCAACAGGAAUAUUGUCCGGGGUUGGUGGGAACAAACCAAUCAGAAAGGAAACCUCAUCGACUUUACUGAUGUGCAACAAUUAGACGGUGAUCGAAUUGAGCAGCUUAUUCAUUCAGUUGGUGGGUUUGAUCUUGUUAUUGGUGGAAGCCCGUGCAACAACCUCGCGGGGAGCAACCGCCACCACAGGGACGGGCUGGAGGGUAAAGAAUCUGCACUUUUUUAUGAUUAUUUUCGAAUCCUAGACUUGGUCAAGUGCAUCAUGGGGAGACAACAAUAAAUUCCCCUCUAUGUAGUUUGCCUGAUCCUUUGUAUCUGAUUCAAACUCUUUGGCCGUUUCCUCCUAUUUAAUUAUGAGACAGUGACUUGUAGCUUGUCCUAGUUACUUUUGUUUCGAUGGAAAUUUUGAAUUGCUGGAAAAGAGAGGUUAUUUCUGUUGUUA
Messenger RNA from Camellia sinensis, 2121 nucleotides. Lineage: Eukaryota; Viridiplantae; Streptophyta; Magnoliopsida; Ericales; Theaceae. The record is from RefSeq and is a predicted model, not a curated record.